GAUACUGGCAGGUUUUUAACUUCCGGGUGACUUGGCAGGAACCGCCUCAGCGUGUGGCGACUUGGGGCGAGUUCUCGGCGGAAGCGGUGCCGAUGGUAAUUGUUAACGGUUGCAGAGGUGAUUGCUGGAAGAACACUCCUUUUCGACCGACCUCGUCGCCAGAUCCAAAGAUGAUUUCAGAGAGCAGUUCCUUCCUGAAGGGUAUAAUUCUGGGUGGAAUGUUCUAUUUGUUUUUCACUCUCCUUGACAACCCUAAAAUGGGCGGCCGAAUGCAAUCCCAAAAGCAUGAACAUCACCACCUCAAAGUCCCCAACAAGGACGAACUGUUGAAACUUUCAGAGGCGAAGCGAAUGGAGCUCAGCCAAAGUAUCCGGGUUUUGUGUCUCAUCAUGGUUAAAACGAAAGAAAUUGGUUAUUGGGCCUCUGUGGUGGAAACGUGGAGCAAGCAUUGCGACAGAGCUGUUUUUUACAGUUCUGAAACCAUAAAGCCCUUUCCAUCAGUUCCCCUCGGAACGGAAGACCAGUGGAUCGGAACGAGAAAAGCCUUCAAGCAUGCUUAUGAAAACUACAAGGAUGACUAUAGCUGGUUCUUUUUGGUGCAGGCAACUUCAUUUGCAAUUAUUGAAAAUCUUAAAUUCUUUUUGUUAAAUAAAGAUCCAAGAGAGCCGUUCUACAUUGGCCAUACAGUCAAAUCGGGUAAUAUGGAAUAUGUAGAAACUUCUUCGGGUGUGGUCCUAAGCGUAGAAGCUUUAGAAAGGCUGUAUGCAGUUAUGAGCGAUUCUGUGAAAUGCCCUGAGAAGGGGACUUUACUGUGGAAGAUGUCAGAAGAAAAGGAACUUGCAGUAUGUUUGAAAUACACGGGAGUAUUUGCUGAAAAUGCAGAAGAUAAUGAAGGAAAGGAACUGUUCAACUCAAAAAAUGUAAACACUCUCAUUGAGGAGGCAAUGUCUAACAAUCAAAAUGAAGUCGUGGAAGGAUGUUGCUCUGAUUUAGCCAUUACUUUUCAUGGAAGUUCUCCGAACCAUAUGCAUGUUAUGAUGUAUGGGGUUUACAGGCUACGACCAUUUGGCCAUUCUUUUAGUGAUGCAUUAGUUUUCAUACCACCUGCAGAUUCUAUUAAUGAUUAAAUUCCAUCUUGCUUCCACUGCAAAGGCAUCCUAGAGUGUGAAGUAUGAAAACUGAAGAAGAAUUUAAGAUACUUCUGUUACUAUUUCAUGGGUUCUGAGUUUUGUAAAACCUCAUCGUUUCUUAAUGAAGAUGUGCCUUCAUUCUUAAUCAGUUUAAAAAUGAAUUGUCUAACAAAUUGGUUGGAAAAUACUUUAUGAUUACUCUCAAUGUAAAGUUUCCUUCAAUUAUGGGGUUAGAUGGAAAUGCAUUAAUUACUGUAUAUCAGGGAAGCCAGUGUUCUGGGAGACUGGAGAACAUUUUGCUGAGCAUUGAAAAUUUUUGUAGACUGCUCUGAAAAACAAUCAUUUAUUCUUUUGAUGGGAGUUCCAAUAUAAGCUGGGUAACUUAAUGAGAUACUGGUAUUUAUGACCUUGAGACUGGUGUUGGAAGGGUUAAAUUUUGAACAAACUUUUUACCUUUGUAGUCAUGCAAAUUUACAGAGUUCAAAUUGUAUUGCUAAUUUAGAUAUUGUGCAAUUUUAUGAAACUUUGAUGUUGGAUAAUGUAACAUUUUAAUUUGAUGUCAAACUGGUCGAUCUCAUAAAAUCAAACUGUAAGAACACUAAAUCUCCUUCUCUGCAUUUUUGCAUUAUUAACUGGAAAUUACCUGGUCUUUGGAUGAGAUUACUGCCACUUAAACCAAAAUACAAUUUUUGAUGUCAAGAUUGGACUUGUGCUCAUGACUGCAGUUGCAUUUUCUAUUCUCAGCCCAGAAUCAGGUUUAUUAUCACCGGCAUGUGACGUGAAAUUUGUUAAAUUACUCUGUGUGUGUGUGUGUGUGUGUAUUGAAUAGAUUAAAAUGGUGCAAAAUACAGAAAUACUGGAUAUU
Molecule: messenger RNA, 1995 nt
Organism: Hypanus sabinus (Atlantic stingray)
Lineage: Eukaryota; Metazoa; Chordata; Chondrichthyes; Myliobatiformes; Dasyatidae
Gene: c1galt1c1
Product: C1GALT1-specific chaperone 1
Exons: 2
Coding region: 93-1127 (344 amino acids)
Molecular function (GO): N-acetylgalactosaminide beta-1,3-galactosyltransferase activity
Source: RefSeq, a predicted model, not a curated record